This is a messenger RNA of Amyelois transitella, 512 nucleotides long. It is a transcript of the gene RpL32, whose product is annotated as large ribosomal subunit protein eL32. Gene Ontology annotation, cellular component: ribosome; cytosolic large ribosomal subunit. Bases 76 to 480 code for a protein of 134 amino acids. The transcript has 3 exons. NCBI's taxonomy places the organism in Eukaryota, Metazoa, Arthropoda, Insecta, Lepidoptera, Pyralidae. Gene Ontology annotation, molecular function: structural constituent of ribosome. The record is from RefSeq and is a predicted model, not a curated record. Gene Ontology annotation, biological process: translation.
UCUAUUCUUCUUUCCUUUUCGUGCGGCCGUGUCACCGCGUGGUUCACCGCCGCGUUUCAACAAGAAACAAUCAAAAUGGCUAUCAGACCAGUAUAUAGGCCCAAAAUCGUCAAAAAGAGGACGAAAAGGUUUAUCCGCCAUCAAUCGGAUCGCUAUGAUAAACUCAAGCGAAACUGGCGUAAACCGAGAGGUAUUGACAACAGAGUGCGCAGGCGUUUCAAGGGCCAGUACUUGAUGCCGAGUAUCGGGUACGGAUCCAACAAGAAGACCCGUCACAUGCUGCCCAACGGUUUCCGCAAGGUCCUCGUCCACAAUGUUCGUGAACUGGAAAUCCUGAUGAUGCAGAACAGGAAGUACUGCGCGGAGAUCGCGCACGGCGUCUCCUCAAAGAAGCGGAAGACAAUCGUGGAGCGCGCCCAGCAGCUCAGCAUCAAAGUGACCAAUGCUGCCGCGAGACUGCGCAGUCAGGAGAAUGAAUAAGUUUAUAAUAAAGUGUAAAAAAAUGUUGCUGG